This is a messenger RNA of Chinchilla lanigera (long-tailed chinchilla), 1702 nucleotides long. RefSeq names its product solute carrier family 31 (copper transporter), member 2 (gene Slc31a2). The record is from RefSeq and is a predicted model, not a curated record. Gene Ontology annotation, cellular component: membrane. Lineage: Eukaryota; Metazoa; Chordata; Mammalia; Rodentia; Chinchillidae. Gene Ontology annotation, biological process: copper ion transmembrane transport. Gene Ontology annotation, molecular function: copper ion transmembrane transporter activity. The coding region runs from base 116 to 547 and encodes 143 amino acids. The transcript has 4 exons.
UCACGUGACCCGCACGGCCCGGGUCGCUGUAGGGGCGCGAGCCGCGGGACUGGAGUCUGAGCGCGGAGACCGGAGAGAGCAGAAGCUGCCCCGGCGUCCGACCCGCGCGCUCACCAUGGCGAUGCAUUUCGUCUUCUCAGAUAAGGUCAUGCUCCUGUUUGAUUUCUGGUGUGUUCACAGUCCUGCAGGCAUGGCACUCUCGGUGCUGGUAGUCCUGCUCUUGGCUGUAUUGUACGAAGGCAUCAAGGUUGGCAAAGCCAAGCUCCUCUACCACACUCUGGCGAGCCUGCACAUGCCUGCCAGCCAGGAGCUCAUCUUGGCGAGAGAGCGGGAUUCUGUAGACUCGGACUCACUCUCUGUCAGCAGAACACCCCUCAGGUGGUUUCUGUGUCAUUUGGGCCAGUCUCUAGUCCAUGUCAUUCAAGUGGUCAUCGGCUACUUCAUGAUGUUGGCUGUAAUGUCCUACAAUGCCUGGAUUUUCCUUGGUGUGGUCCUGGGCUCAGCUGUGGGCUACUACCUAGUAUUCCCACUUCUCGGCAAGGUUUAGCUGGCAGAGGACGAGCAGGCCUUGAGGGCUGGUGGGAGCCAGAACCCCCUCUUCUACACAUUAUACUUUCAGCUGUGUUUUCAUCUGCCCAGCUCCUGGCAACUGUGGGCAGAAGGCAGCACUCACUCCCUGGAGUUUGGAGGGUACUGCAGCUGUUCCCUCCUCAGCCAGCCUGAGCGGGGCCCAGCUUAGUGUGGCGCCUGAGGGCUGCUCUGACCGGGGCAGGUGGAGGAGGCAGAGCCUACGGCCGAUGAUGCAGCGCUGUGACUCAACCUUAUUUCCAAAGAUCUUCAGGACAGAAAUGGGCUCUGGGUGACAGUGGCCAUGACACCUGGACACCCUGCGUCUUGCUCUGUGCCUUAUCUAUAGGAACAUCUUUCACUGAGCUGUCUUUGGGGGUCAGAGACCACCCUAGCUCCUUUUUCUCACCUUCCUGCCUUUGAACACAUGAAGAUUGUCUCUUCAGUGGAUCAUGUGGACCAAGAUUUUUCAUUUUCCUGUUGGACUUCUGGUUGGCAAUUUUGCACAUUCAUACAAAACAAAAAUUGUAAUGGAAUUAUUGUAUUUUAUACCGGCUGGAUGGCAGCAUCUGCUGAGGCCUAUCUCCCUCUCUUGAGGGGAGAAUAAGCACUAACUGAUUAAAGGCAGACUCAGGAGUUAGCAAGGCUCUGGCUUGUCGUCUGAAUAGAAUGAGCUUCUGCCAUCAGAUGGCACUGCCUGCACAGGAGGUCAGUCUUUGGCCCAUGUGUCUGGGUGAGUAUCCCCCACCCUUAUCCAGAUACUCUUUAAUGCAGAACAGCGAACUGCAUUUAACACUGUUCAGUGCUUAAUGCACUUUAUUACUCACUGCCCACUUGUAAUGAUCUGCUGGGGACAUGAUUCAGUCACUGAUUAAGCUGUAGUGAUGGGGGCGGGGGGAUUGAAUGAGGAUGCGGGAAGCAGUCAGACCAAAGGUGAUGCCCUUUUAGAAUUAGAUGGACUCUGGAUGUUUGAACUUCUUCACUUCACAGAAAAGGAGAGACCCAGGGAGAGAAAACCACUGCUAUAUACUGUAAUAUCUAUGCUUAAGUACCUCAUGGGCUAGAUGAAAAGAUGCUCUUAAGGUUUGGGAGUUAAAACAAAUACAUUUUAAUAAAUAUAUAUUUUUGAACAGUC